Molecule: messenger RNA, 1899 nt
Organism: Camelina sativa (false flax)
Lineage: Eukaryota; Viridiplantae; Streptophyta; Magnoliopsida; Brassicales; Brassicaceae
Product: purple acid phosphatase 23-like
Molecular function (GO): acid phosphatase activity; metal ion binding
Source: RefSeq, a predicted model, not a curated record
UGUGGCAUAUUCUCAGUACAAAGCAAAAAGAGAAGCGUCAAUGCUCGAGACCAUCAAAACUCGUCACGCGUAGAUGAAACAACCUCUGGACCAUGACCAUGAACAUGCCUUUACUAAUGAUGAUUGCCCUAAUUACCUCAAUGUCGUUGUUACUUGCCUCCGGCGAACCGAUCGCAACAACUUUAGACGGCCCGUUCAAGCCAUUGACCCGCCGGUUCGACCCGUCUCUACGGCGAGGCAGUGACGACUUGCCUAUGGACCAUCCGAGGCUGAGGAAGAGAAACGUCAGCUCCGAUUUCCCAGAACAGAUUGCUUUAGCUCUCUCUACUCCAACCUCCAUGUGGGUCUCUUGGGUCACUGGUGAUGCUGUAGUUGGGAAAGAUGUGAAACCGCUUGAUCCUAGUUCAGUUGCUAGUGAGGUUUGGUAUGGGAAGGAGAAAGGGAAAUAUUUGAUAAAAAAGAAAGGGAAUGCAACAGUUUACAGUCAGUUGUAUCCCUUUGACGGUCUCCUCAAUUACACAUCAGGCAUCAUACACCAUGUCCUCAUUGAUGGUCUUGAACCAGAAACCAAGUACUUUUAUAGGUGCGGCGACAGCUCUGUUCCUGCAAUGAGUGAUGAACUUUCUUUUAUGACUUUGCCACUGCCAAGCAAAGACGCAUAUCCUCAUCGAAUUGCCUUUGUUGGAGAUCUGGGUCUUACCAGUAACACAACCACCACCAUUGACCAUUUGAUGGAAAACGACCCUUCGAUGGUUAUAAUUGUUGGGGACUUAACGUAUGCAGACCAGUACCGUACAAUUGGUGGCAAAGGAGUUUCAUGCUUCUCAUGUUCAUUUCCCGAUGCACCAAUUAGGGAGACGUAUCAACCUCGCUGGGAUGCCAGGGGAAGGUUCAUGGAGCCACUAACCUCCAAAGUCCCAACGAUGGUCAUUGAAGGAAACCAUGAGAUUGAGUCUCAAGCUUCCGGAAUCACCUUUAAUUCAUAUUCUGAAAGGUUUGCAGUUCCGUCAAGUGAGAGUGGCUCCAACACCAACUUCUACUAUUCUUUUGAUGCGGGAGGAGUGCAUUUCGUUAUGUUGGGUGCAUAUGUUGACUAUAAUCACACUGGAGCACAAUAUGCAUGGCUAAAGGAAGACUUGUCUAAAGUUGAUCGCGCAGUGACACCAUGGCUGGUUGCAACAAUGCAUCCGCCUUGGUACAACAGCUACUCCUCGCACUACCAAGAGUUUGAAUGCAUGAGGCAGGAAAUGGAAGAGCUUCUCUACCAACACCGUGUUGACAUUGUGUUUGCAGGACAUGUGCAUGCAUAUGAGAGAAUGAACCGCAUAUACAACUACACACUAAACCCGUGUGGGCCAGUUUACAUAACUAUAGGAGAUGGUGGUAACAUUGAGAAAGUUGAUGUGGACUUUGCGGAUGACCCUGGGAAGUGUCCUUCUCCUGAAGACAACAUCCCCGAGAUAGGAGGAUCAUGCCCUUUAAAUUUUACUUCUGGCUCUGCAAAAGGAAAGUUUUGCUGGGACAGACAACCUGAUUGGAGUGCCUUCAGAGAGAGCAGCUUCGGCCAUGGAAUCCUUGAGGUCAUGAAUUCAACGCACGCCCUGUGGAGAUGGCAAAGGAAUCAAGAUGUGUAUAAGGACGACAUCUAUGGUGACCAAAUCUACAUUGUCCGUCAACCAAAUGUCUGCACUUCCCUACAAUUUCGAGGCGAAGAAAGGGAGAAAUCAGGCGGCAACAAGUCUAGGUUUUCCUCUCCCACGUUACUAAUGUUCAUAUGUAUAUUCUUCAUGUUUUGUACUUCUAGGUCCAUUGUUUUUGGACAUGUUAUAUAAAACGCGGGUCAACUAUCAUGGUUUACUUUGUGAUUAAUCUGAAUUUGCUUCGAGUCUCUUUGCCAUU